Didymodactylos carnosus is the source of this 987-nucleotide messenger RNA. The record is from the annotation of a GenBank genome assembly. NCBI's taxonomy places the organism in Eukaryota, Metazoa, Rotifera, Eurotatoria, Philodinida, Philodinidae.
AUGCACAUUCGUAUUCUCACACUCAAUUUUUUUCUUCGUCCGCCAGGAAUUUCUGAUCAUCUAACGAGCGACGACUGGAAACGUCAUCGCAUCCGUUUAUUUGCUCGACGUGAAUUUAAUAAUUACGAUAUUAUCACAUUUCAAGAAACAUUUGCUUUUGGUUCAUCUCGUCGAAAAAAGCUAAUAAAUUUAGCGCGCAAUGCUGGAUUUCAUCACUCAUUUGUUGCCAGAAAAAUGCCAUGGUACGCCGGCAGAAUUGAUGCAGGUCUUGUAAUACUUAGUCGAUUUCCAAUAGUAGCAACUGAAGAAUGGACUUUCGAAGAAAGAGGUACCCAAGUGGGUGACUUUUUAGCUGCAAAAGGUAUAAUUUAUGCAAAAAUUCAAUUGAAUGCCACUCACCUUCAUCUAUUUACAACCCACUUGCAAUCAUCAGACAGUGAAAAAGCGAUAGUGAAACGUCAUAAACAAUUUUCUGAAGCAAAACAAUUUAUUGAUAAUACUUUGUUGAAACAUGGAAGAACCGACAUUGAACCAGUUUUGUUUUCUGGUGAUAUGAAUGUUGAUGCGCGGAAAAAUGCUGAUGACGGAGUAAACAAUGGAUGGGAAUACGACCUUAUGAUAAAUAUUUAUUCAGGACGACAAAUAUCAGUUCCAAAUACUACAGAGUUCCAAGCAAAAUACGAUAUUUGUGAUGUAUGUUAUGAGGCCCUUGGAGAACAUCCAAUAACAACCAGCAAAUUAAGAGCAUCGGAACCUGCAGAUCGCAAAUGUAUUGAUUUUAUUUUCUCUUUGCGACCAGCAGCGUCUGAUGGACAAAAGAAUAUUCAUUUUGAAAAUGUGCGAGUGGAAAAGUUUCUAGUAGAAGAACAUCGUUUCGACUUCUUAUCAGAUCACUUCGGUAUUGCUGCUGAUGUAAUUGUUGAUGAUGUUAGCUUACUGUCAGAUCCUGUAGACGUCUCUGACGACAGCACUAUGGACAGAUUGUAG